Morone saxatilis (striped sea-bass) is the source of this 1059-nucleotide messenger RNA. Its product is annotated as reticulon-4 receptor-like 2. The transcript has 2 exons. Bases 1 to 1059 code for a protein of 352 amino acids. Gene Ontology annotation, molecular function: protein binding. Lineage: Eukaryota; Metazoa; Chordata; Actinopteri; Moronidae. The record is from RefSeq and is a predicted model, not a curated record. Gene Ontology annotation, cellular component: plasma membrane.
AUGCCUGUCGGUGGCUGCACGAUGCUCUGUGUGCUGCCUCUUCUCCUGAACACCGUGUUGGGCUUUAAGCUGUGUCCCAGCCACUGCCUGUGCUAUGAAUCCUCUGACCUGGUGGACUGCCGGUCUCGAGGUCUGGUGUGGGUCCCUCCCAGUGUCCCCCAUGGCACCUGGCUGCUGGACUUAAGUGGGAACAAGCUGACGGAGGUACGCACCAGAUCCUUCGUAGGCUUGUGGUCACUCAAGAUCCUCCUGAUGUCCAACAACAGCAUCCAAACUCUGCAGCCACAGUCUCUGUCAUCACUGGAGUUCCUGGAGAGGCUGGACUUGAGUUUUAACCAGCUGCGUUGGCUCCCUCAGGACUUCUCUCAGAGUCUGUCCUCCCUGCAGGAGCUCCGGCUGGACCACAACCUGCUGCAGCACCUGGACUCCGCUUCACUGGGUGAGUUUGAAAACCUGAGGAAACUGGACCUCAGUUACAACCGCAUCCGGGCGAUGGAUGUCGGGACUUUCAGCGGCCUGUCUCGACUGAGCCUCCUUAACCUGGAAGGAAACAAGCUGAACGUGCUUAAAGACGGCCUGUUGAGCAGGCAGCAAAGCCUGGAGGUGCUUCUGCUGGGCCACAACAACAUCUCAGCGAUCGAGACGGAAGCUCUGGCUCCUCUGCGGAGUCUGACUUUGCUGGGCCUGCAGGGAAACCAGCUGCAGCACAUCAGGUUCAAGACCUUCCUGAAGCUCCAGACCACCACAACCCACCUUCAGAUGUCCUCCAACCCUUGGAUCUGUGACUGUGAGCUGCAGCGCGUCUUCGUCAAGAUCCAUCGCGUUCGACAUCUGCUGGUGUACGACUACAAGGACAUCAUCUGUCAUGCUCCUGCUCAGCAAGCCGGGAGCUCCCUGGCGUCGCUGGACAGCCAGCUGUGUGUCACUGAGACAGCAUCAGUGCUCGUCAUCACCAUCACGGUGAUGCUCGCUGUGAUUGGCGCCCUGGUCAAAGCAGAGCACAACCGUAAGAACAAACAAGCUGCCAGUGAUGCAGAGUCAGAUGGACAAGAAAAAUGA